Argiope bruennichi is the source of this 1526-nucleotide messenger RNA. RefSeq names its product WD repeat-containing protein 86-like. The coding region runs from base 271 to 1482 and encodes 403 amino acids. The transcript has 8 exons. NCBI's taxonomy places the organism in Eukaryota, Metazoa, Arthropoda, Arachnida, Araneae, Araneidae. Gene Ontology annotation, molecular function: protein binding. The record is from RefSeq and is a predicted model, not a curated record.
UCUUCAGUCAUGUAUAAAACGGAAAUUCCCAACCCGAUCUUUCUGAUCUGAAGAUUCGAAUGGAAAACUUUUGGGAAAAGAAGGGCAAUGUUGAAAAAUGAUUGGUUUUGGAAAUAUUUUGAAAGUAAUCAACCCCUGUAAAUUUGUUUUGUGUUUAUACUAUUGGCGAUCACAGUUUUCUGUAAUAAGGACAUCGUAACACCUUCUGCAAAGAAUCCAGAAAUCUUCAGACUAUGAAGACCUGAGUGCUUGCGAGUGAACACCUGUUCCAUGGGCUGUCAACCAACCAAAGAUUCUGGGGUGAAGAAGCCGAAAAAGCAGCCUUAUCUCUUGCAAGAGAUCAAAGACCAUAAGGGAGGCAUCAACUGUAUGGUACUGAGUGACGAUGGCUCAUUGCUCAUCACCGGUUCGGACGAUAAGACCGCGCGCAUGUGGAGUACCCUCUCAGACCCUACAGAAUGCUUGGGAGUCCUGGAAGGGCAUGAUGGUUAUAUUACAUGCGUUGCUGUGCAUGAGCAAUGCGUGAUCACAGGAUCAUCAGACGCUACUAUCCGCAAGUGGUUCAUAGCCACUGCUGAGUGCUUGGCCAUCUACACAGGACACACUUCUAGGAUAUCUCGCCUCCUUUGCGUAGGACAACUUAUCUUUUCAACUUCUAGUGACCAUACUAUACGAGCUUGGCUAUUUGACCUUAGAGAGAUAUCCGAUGAUCAAGGCGAGGCAUGCAUUAAAGUCUUUGAGGGUCACUCAAAAGGAACCUACCCUCUUCUUCACAUUCCUAUGGAUGAAAAUGCUGGCCUCGAUCUGGGUGCUGGAGUUUUAGUCACGGGUUCAGCGGACUGUACAGCAAGAUCGUGGUCUGUCGAUUCAGGUCUCUGUUUGAAAAUUUUUCGUGGCCAUACUGCGCCCCUGAACUGCCUAGCUUACGAUGACCAGAAGGAGGUGCUGUAUACUGCAAGCGGAGAUGGACUUAUCAAAAGUUGGAAUUUGAUGACUGGGGAAGCCAUGAGGGUGCUCAGAGGGCAUGAAGGACCAGUAUUUUGUCUUUUGAUCCAUAAAAGAAUGCUUUAUUCCGGGAGCUCAGACAAAAGUGCACGUUCCUGGGUCCUGGAAUUCGGAGAAUGUACCCGGAUAUACAGCGGACACAGACACACAGUGUCUUCUAUUCGUCAUUUUGAUGGAAUGCUAUACACUGGAUGUGGCGACACUAUAGCCAGGAUGUUUGAAGCCAAAUCCGGAACACUCAAGAGGACCUUUAAAGGUCAUGAAAAUGCAAUCGUUUGUGUUGAGGUGGUUCCAGGCAAAUUGUUCUCCGGUUCUUACGAUGGCAGCCUUCGAGUCUGGAACACAACAGGUGUGAAAGACGAAACCGUUUUUGGCACUGAGGUAAAUGAGAAAGACCCAAGAGAAGAUGAGAUAGAAGAAGAUAGCGAGGAAGUGAAAAAAGCUGUCAAAUCCUUGGAUCCUUAUCUGACAUAUUAAUUCUUAGAGAUUCUAAUAAAUUUAUAUUUUAACUUCUUACGAAA